This is a messenger RNA of Sinocyclocheilus rhinocerous, 764 nucleotides long. RefSeq names its product galectin-3-like. Gene Ontology annotation, biological process: negative regulation of CD4-positive, alpha-beta T cell proliferation; negative regulation of type II interferon production; positive regulation of gene expression. Bases 1 to 549 code for a protein of 182 amino acids. The record is from RefSeq and is a predicted model, not a curated record. The transcript has 6 exons. Gene Ontology annotation, cellular component: cytosol; nucleus. Lineage: Eukaryota; Metazoa; Chordata; Actinopteri; Cypriniformes; Cyprinidae. Gene Ontology annotation, molecular function: galactoside binding; carbohydrate binding.
AUGAUUAUAAGUGCCAAUGGGAAACCCUUCUCGGAGUACAAGCACCGUUUACCAUUCUCACAUGUGAACAGCAUCUGUGUAGGUGGACUGGUGGAAGUGAACUUAAUUGCCUUCCAAGAUCUUGCGACUCAUCAUGCUGCAACUCCGGGAUCUUUUAGGGUCCCAUACAAAAGCAUCAUCCAUGGCGGACUACAGCCUGGCAAAGCCAUCAUCAUUCAAGGAGUCAUCAGUCAUUCUGCAAAUAGAAUAGAGCUUAAUUUGCGUCACAAAACUGGAGUGGCAUUUUACUACAGUCCUCGUUUUGAUACGAAUGUGGUUGUGUGCAAGAGCUAUGAGAACGGGAAAAAGGUCAAGGAUAAACGAUCCAAAGACAUGCCAUUCGAGUUAGGGAAACCUUUUCUGGUCACCAUUUACUGCACACAUCAGCGCUAUGAAGUGUUUGUCAGCGGCAAAGAAGUUCACACGUACAAGCAUCAUUACACUAAACUGGAAGAUAUUGAUGUUUUGGAAAUUAGUGGAGAUGUGCAGCUGAGUUUUGUGCAGCCCUAGAGAGUAUUUUAUCCAGUUCUACAUCAUAAGAAAUGCAUGUUCAAAGAUGAAUAUAUUAAUAUAUCAACUUGCAAAAGAUUGAUUAAUCUAUGCAUGCAUAGGCAAAGACAUGUGACUUGACAUUAGCCACAGCCUCCCCACCUCAAAUCUGUCUGUGCAGCCUACACCUAAACAAUAUAACACACAAUUACUCAAUGAACAUUAAAUAAAGCAAG